This is a messenger RNA of Cyclopterus lumpus (lumpfish), 1371 nucleotides long. RefSeq names its product coenzyme Q3 methyltransferase (gene coq3). Lineage: Eukaryota; Metazoa; Chordata; Actinopteri; Perciformes; Cyclopteridae. The record is from RefSeq and is a predicted model, not a curated record. Gene Ontology annotation, biological process: ubiquinone biosynthetic process. The coding region runs from base 70 to 1065 and encodes 331 amino acids. The transcript has 6 exons. Gene Ontology annotation, molecular function: 2-methoxy-6-polyprenyl-1,4-benzoquinol methyltransferase activity.
CACUGCCUGGUCGACCCGUAGGAGCAAACUUCGCAGUGGCCAGCUGCCCGGGGGCCGGUGAGGACGAGCAUGUACGCGAACACGUCGAGCCGCCUCGUGUUGGGGCUGCUAAGCCGUCAGACGACCGCGGGGGGACGGAGCGCCUCUAGCGGGACUGCGGUGUGCAAACAGCGGGCACUGUGGCUGCGGGAGCGCGCCUGUCUGGAGACCCCACGGCGCGUCGUGACCUGUCACUCCAGAGCUCGGUCAGCUUCCCAACCCACAGUGGACCCCGAUGAGGUGAGGAGGUUCCAGUCACUGGCCGGCAAGUGGUGGGAUGAACGAGGAGAAUUUGCAGCUCUUCAUGCAAUGAAUGACCUGCGGGUGCCUUUUAUACGGGAUAACCUGCUGAACGUGCACGUGGCCCGUCACCCUGGGAAGCCCCUCGGAGGGCUGCGAGUCCUGGAUGUGGGCUGCGGAGGAGGCCUGCUCACAGAGCCCCUCGGUCGCCUGGGGGCCAAAGUGUUGGGUAUAGAUCCGGUAGGCGACAGCAUCGGUACGGCCCAGCUGCAUUCGUCCAGGGACCCGGACCUUCGGAACCGGGUCUGCUACCGGGCCUGCACUCUGGAGGAGCUUUCAGCGGAGAGGGAGGGAGGAGAGGAGGAGGAGGAGGAGGGGGCGGGCCAGUACGACGCCAUUGUGGCCUCCGAGGUGGUGGAGCAUCUGGCCGACCUGGAAACAUUCGCCUUCUGCUGCAACCACGUGCUGAAGCCGGGCGGCUCUCUCUUCAUCACUACUAUUAAUAAAAGCAACCUGUCGUACGCGUUGGGUAUUGUUGUCGCCGAGCAGCUGCUGCGCAUCGUUCCCAGCGGGACGCACGACUGGGAAAAGUUCAUCAGUCCUGUGGAACUGGAGCGCCUCCUGGAGUCCAAUGGUUUCUCAGUGCAGUCCGUCCGAGGGAUGCUGUACAACCCCGCAUCAGGAGCCUGGAGCUGGACCAACAGCACCGCCAUCAACUACGCCCUCCACGCGGUCAAAGUGAGGGACGCAGAGGAGAGCGCCUCCCACCCAGAGGGCCGCAGCUGAGCCAAACAACCCGAGGACCAAGUCAGAAGAGAGAGAGAGAGAGAGGGGAAAAGAAAAUGUACAUUCGGAUGUGAUGCGGCGAAAUGAUGCUGACGCAGUUGGAGGAAACGGACCGAACGGCCUUGAGAUGGAAUGUAGUGGCCGAGUCGCAAACCAGAACAGGAUUGUGUCACGCUUUUUGGUUUCCUCCUCAGCCUUUGCUAGGAGGUGACGCAAACAGUUCGAGGAAUGUUCAGUGAGAGAGCGACGUGUAACCGCGCAACUUAUUUUGAGGUUGAGUCCCCUAAUAAAAAUGUGGAAAUACAA